AUGACACUCGAGAAUCUGAGAGCGGAUGAAAAUGAACAGACUCUUCUUGAUAAGGAGGUAGCUGGACAACUCGAUAGAGUACAAAAUAUCCUUAAGAAUACCGAACUUCGGAAUUCUUUAUCUCGCUCCCGGAGGAACUCGUUAGGUAUUGUGAUUUCUUCUCGAAGAGGAUCAAUAGGACCUCCACCUGCUCCUUCUUCACGGAAUGCUUCCACAUCCAAUGGAAUACCUGGUGCUUUAUCGGUACCAAAUGGUGUAAACGAAUUGGUCUACCGGCAGAAGUCUUUAGGGGCGAUUCUUGAACGAACGGAGUCGCCACCUUUACCUACUACUCCGAAACCAAAACUACCAAUACCAGAGACUCGACCACUAGGUCACGAGAUUGAAAAAAGUGGGCUUCCUCCGCAUUUAUUUGACAUCAGUCAAAUGGAGCCAAACAAGGUUUUUGUGAAAGAUGAACCUCGGGGGAUUACGCAUACUUUUAAGAUACAAAGGUGUCCUGAAUCCAAGGGUCAAGAUCUCGAUCGUGGGGUUUAUUAUACUACAUAUACGGGAAGACCGGCUGUGAUGAAAUUUUUUGGGGAUGGGUUGGGAUGGACGGCUUUAUCUAUGUGGCAACAAGAGUGCGAAGCCCGGGAUAAGCUACAGAGAACCAAAAUAAUACCUGAACUAUACCUAGCCGGAGAAGUUAUACUCGGGCGAUUCGGAUACCGGACUUGUCGCGGGUUUGCCAUCAUCAUGGAGAGGGUGGAUGGCGAAACACUUUCAAAUAUUCAAAUGUCACCAGCGGAGAGAGAUGAGUUCCAGGUAGCUUUUUUAGAGGCUAUGAUUCUAGUUAGAAAACAGAACAUGAUCCAUGGCGAACCGAGUCGCAGUAAUGUUAUGUGGAAUCGGGAUCAGCAGAGGGUGGUGUUAUUGGAUUGGAAGGAAUGGUGGGAGAAUGAAUAUGGUCUCGAGGCUCACCAGAGGGAGCUAGAGAUUAUUAUGACAAUGAACGAAAGAGUUCGAAGGUCUUCUCUAAAGCCAGUUUAG
This is a messenger RNA of Orbilia oligospora ATCC 24927, 1032 nucleotides long. RefSeq lists its product as uncharacterized. The transcript is spliced from 2 exons. The coding region runs from base 1 to 1032 and encodes 343 amino acids. Lineage: Eukaryota; Fungi; Ascomycota; Orbiliomycetes; Orbiliales; Orbiliaceae. The record is from RefSeq and is a predicted model, not a curated record.